Molecule: messenger RNA, 909 nt
Organism: Aspergillus pseudoviridinutans
Lineage: Eukaryota; Fungi; Ascomycota; Eurotiomycetes; Eurotiales; Aspergillaceae
Gene: ssn8
Product: cyclin-dependent protein serine/threonine kinase regulator SSN8
Exons: 3
Coding region: 1-909 (302 amino acids)
Biological process (GO): positive regulation of transcription by RNA polymerase II
Cellular component (GO): nucleus; mediator complex
Molecular function (GO): cyclin-dependent protein serine/threonine kinase regulator activity
Source: RefSeq, a predicted model, not a curated record
AUGGCGGCCAACUAUUGGGCGUCGACCCAGCGUCGACAUUGGCUGUUUACAAGAGAGAAAUUGGCGGAGAUUCGGGAAAUGUUUCGAGAAAGCGAUAAAGUUGCUCAUUCUCAGUUCCCUCUACCAGACCAGAGACUACUCAAUAUCUAUUUCAGUCAGCAACUUAUAAAACUUGGAAAGCGAAUGUCAACUAGGCAGCAAGCUCUUGCGACUGCUCAGGUGUAUAUCAAGCGAUUCUAUACGAAGAAUGAGAUCAGGCAUACAAACCCGUAUCUUGUUCUCACGACUGCCUUCUAUCUCGCCUGCAAAAUGGAAGAGUGUCCGCAACAUAUCCGUUUUGUUGUCGGUGAAGCCCGGAGCCUCUGGCCAGAGUUCAUUACUCCGGAUGUUUCCAAACUAGGCGAAUGUGAAUUCUCCCUGAUAUCAGAGAUGAACUCGCAACUCAUUGUGCACCAUCCAUAUCGAACAUUAUCAGAGCUUCAACCCGAACUGUCACUCACGUCGGAUGAGGUUGCUCUCGCAUGGUCUGUGGUCAAUGAUCAUUACUUGACGGACCUACCUCUCCUAUACGCGCCUCAUGUCAUUGCGGUCAUGGCGAUUAUUGUCGCAGUUGUCUUCAAGCCAAGUUCGGGAAAUUUUCACGGGUCUGCGGCGCCCGUCCUCGCCGGCGCAAUGAGGGAUGGUGGAAUGAAUGUGCUGGCUGCUUUAGGAGACCGGACUGGUUCCGGGCCUCCUCCCAAAAUUCAGAAACUCAUCAGCUGGCUUGCUGAGAGUGAAGUCGACAUCAGAGGAGUCAUAGAAUGCACCCAGGAAUUGGUGUCUCUGUAUGAAGUUUGGGAGCAGUACAGCGAGAAGACUUGCAAGGAACUACUCGGGCGGAUGGUCAAAACCAAAAAUCUGGACAAAUGA